Molecule: messenger RNA, 2834 nt
Organism: Daphnia carinata
Lineage: Eukaryota; Metazoa; Arthropoda; Branchiopoda; Diplostraca; Daphniidae
Product: protein glass-like
Biological process (GO): regulation of transcription by RNA polymerase II
Molecular function (GO): RNA polymerase II cis-regulatory region sequence-specific DNA binding; DNA-binding transcription factor activity
Source: RefSeq, a predicted model, not a curated record
CUUUAGUUUUGUGCCGGCUGGACCGAGCACAGCACACAGGACACAUUCUCCUUCCCGGCUGCGAAGCGACCGGACAGUUCGGCUCAUCAGUCCAACUUAAUCGCUCGACGCGGAUAGUUGCGUUGGCGAUUCGAUUAAAAACGAGCUCUUCUUUGGAACAUCAGCCCCCCCCCCAUUCAUUCAAAUCGAGGAGCCAUUGCGAACAUUUAAAAAACAAACGAGUUACGAAUUUCAUCCCUCCGCCCGCUCCGUUUGUUCGACUAUUAACUAACAAAAUAAAAAAAAAGAAAAGGAAUUGCUAAUUUUAAAACAACGGUGGAUAUUCUGUAUUGGGCAUAGUGUGCGCCGAACUUGAAUUUCAAAUGCCCCAGUGAAAACGUUGUGCGUCGCUGUUGCAGUCAAGGAUUUCUUUUUUUUUUUUUACAACAACCUUCUCCGGGAUCGCAUAAUUACAGCAUCCAAGGCAACGAGACGUUUUCAUCGCAACUACCACUCAACACAGAGCUGCCUCGUCGGCUUCAAUAUAAAAGAUGGAGAGCUGCUACGUACCCAACAAUCCGAAUUUCGCCUCGGUGGACCAGUGGACUCCUCCAAGUCCGACCUCGCCGCCCGUCACUUCGUCGGCGGAAGUGAAACAGCAUCAACAUCACCAACAACAACAGCAGCAGCAACAGCAUUACGUUCAUCACCACCACCAUCAUCAUCACGAUCCUGUGAUCCAACAAUUGUGCGACUCUUCCGAAUUGGUCCAUUCCGCCAAUGCAAUUUCUUCGUCAUCCGCAAAUGAUCCCUCUAGUCAAUUGACUUCUCUUUCCGCUUUGCCACCUGUGCAGGAACUGUUGGGUCCGUGCCGAAGUCCAACCAACGACGGAUCCGUCGGUAACAAAGAUCGUGGUGGAGAUCCAUUUUCUAGCUACUCGCUGACAGCGUUGGAUUUCGAACCGCUGCCCGGUUUUCUGACUCUCAGUUCGUGUGCCUCUUACAAACAACAUCAAGAAAUGGCUGACUUGCCAUUGAGUUUCAAAUCUAGCCAAUCGUCUCAUUCGAUUGGCAAUUACGGCUCCUUGUAUUCUAAUCAUCACUCGCCGCAACCGCAUCCCCAUCAACAAGGGCCCAUGUCUCCAUUCUCCGCGGCCGUUGCAGCUGCUACCCAACAGCAGCAAUCGCAAAAUUCCGUCAUGAACGGAAACUCAGGCAGCGCUCAGUGCCAAUACUCGUUCCACGGACCGACAACGACGUCAAGCCAAACGGCCAAAAUGCCCCAUCAUCACCAUCCUCAUCAUCAUCCGCACCAUCAGCCAACGUCAGCGAGUUCGACGCCAUCGUAUCAGGAGAGUAAUUACGGAGGGGCCGGAUGCGGAAGCGCCGGAAUCUUCCCCUCAAUGAGUGUCAACGUCUCGAUGAACAUGACUAUGGGCAUGGGAAUGAGUAUGGGACCGACCAUGAGUUAUGGAAUCGAAACUGGUGCACCGCUCCAAUGCUGGAACACCCACAACGUCACGUCCGGCAUUCACCACUUACCGGGAGUGGCAGCAGCGGCUGCGGCGGCCGCAACCGUCACAGUCAAUCCAAACAACACGGGAUAUCCCAUCGCCCCACCAGCUCAAGCUCUACUUAGCCCAAUCCAGGUUUCAUACAAUUCAAAUAUUUACCCGACAUCAUUUACACCUUCUUCGGCAUCGGGAUACUGUUUGCCCGGCGAUUGGCGGCCUGCCGUCGAUCCUCCAGGUUUCUACGAACUUAAGGAACUUAAAGAAUCGUCGCCCAGCCCAUUCAGCAGCGGAGGAAGCAGCAAAAACUUCGCAAAGUCAAAAUCUUCUCCCACUGUCCACCAGCAAAGUAGCUAUUCGGCUUAUCCAUCUGCGGAAGCUUAUCCCAUCCCAGCCGGAAGCACCAGCCCCGUGGCGGUGAAGAAACGUUCCAUCCAGGUGAGGCAACCCAGCGUUACGCCUACUGUGCCCAGCUUAACACCGACAGUCGACUACGAUGGAGAAUUGGUCUGCGGGAGCGGAAUCUCGAACAGCAGCAGCAACAGCAGCAUCGGAUUAGGAACCGGCCAGGGCAAAGCCAAUUUGUGUCGAGUAUGCGGCAAGACUUACGCGAGACCCAGUACGCUCAAGACGCAUAUGCGGACCCAUUCGGGAGAGCGGCCGUACCGAUGCGGUGACUGUCACAAGUCUUUUAGUCAAGCGGCCAAUUUGACGGCUCAUGUACGGACCCAUUCGGGAGAAAAGCCAUUCCGCUGUCAAAUUUGCGACCGGCGCUUUUCGCAGAGCUCGUCCGUCACCACCCACAUGCGGACGCAUUCGGGUGAACGGCCUUACCGUUGCCGAAUGUGCAAAAAGGCCUUCUCCGACUCGUCGACGCUCACCAAGCACAUGCGGAUUCAUUCGGGCGAGAAGCCCUACCAGUGCAAGCUUUGCCUGCUCCGCUUCUCCCAGUCGGGCAACCUCAAUCGGCACAUGCGGGUCCAUUCGGCCACGUCGUGAUCUGUUUCUGGGAGUUUACGUCUCUCUUUGAAGGGAAAGAAAAAGCAAAGCUAAUUAUAAAUAAUAACAACAAUAAUAAUAAUAAUAAUAAAAGAUGUCCAAACGUACAUCCUUACAGGAGGGAGGGCUUGUACAGUGUCUAUCAAAUAACUUGUAACUCCCAACGAGUUUUCUGUUUUCUCUUCUCCCCUGAAACCAAAGUUUUGUGUGUUGCCAAUACCAUAACAGUGUUCCUUACAGUUCCACUUUGGCUUGCGACCAAGGGAAGUUUCUGUUCGGAAAUCCAUUUUAAUAUUUACGACUGAUCUCACAUCACAUGUAAAAUAAUACGAUAUCGAAUACACU